AUGUUCGGGCUGUGGCGCACCUUCACCCGCGUGGUCUUCUACCUCAGCCUGGCCGUGGGCCUCGGCGGGCUGCUGGGCAACGGCCUGCUGCUCUGGCACCUGGGCCUGCACAUCCGGAAGGGCCCCCUCGCCGUCUACGCGCUGCACCUGGCGGCCGCCGACUUCCUCUUCCUGGGCGGCCAGGUGGCCUUCUCGGCGGCGGAGGCCGCGCUGGGCGCGCCGGACUCCCUGUACUUCGUGGUCGUCUUCCUGGCCUUCGCCGCGGGGCUCUGGCUGCUGGCGGCCUUCAGCCUGGAGCUGUGCGUGGCCGAGGUCUUCCCCGCCUGCCGCGCGGGCUGGCGGCCGCGGCACACGUCGGGCGUGGUGUGCGGGCUGCUGUGGGCGCUGACCCCGCCCGCCGUGCUGCUGCCCGCCGACGCCUGCGGCCUGCUGCGGGGGGGCGCGCGCCUGGGGGCCUGCGUGCGGCUCCACGCGGCCGGCAUCGCCUGGCUGCUGGCGGCGGCCUGCGGGGCCUGCGGCGCCGGCCUCGUCCUCUUCCUCUGGGUGGCCUGCUGCUCGCCGCGCCCGCGGCCCCGCUUCUACGGCGCCGUGCUGGGCUCGGCGCUGCUGCUCGCCUUCUGCGGGCUGCCCUUCGUCCUCUACUGGAGCCUGCGGCCCCUGCUCCGCUUCCUGCUGCCCCCCUUCCCGCCGCUGGCCACCCUCCUGGCCUGCGUCCACGCCAGCGCCAGGCCGCUGCUCUACUUCACGGCCGGCCGGCAGCCGGGGACGCGCCAGCCGCUGCGGGCCGUGCUGCAGAGGGCCCUGGGGGACGGCGCCCCGCGGGGGCCCGGGGGGCUGGCCCUGCCCAUGGCCACCGUGUAG
Messenger RNA from Eptesicus fuscus (big brown bat), 861 nucleotides. RefSeq names its product MAS related GPR family member G (gene MRGPRG). Gene Ontology annotation, biological process: G protein-coupled receptor signaling pathway. Gene Ontology annotation, cellular component: membrane. The coding region runs from base 1 to 861 and encodes 286 amino acids. Gene Ontology annotation, molecular function: G protein-coupled receptor activity. The record is from RefSeq and is a predicted model, not a curated record. The transcript has a single exon. NCBI's taxonomy places the organism in Eukaryota, Metazoa, Chordata, Mammalia, Chiroptera, Vespertilionidae.